This is a messenger RNA of Fulvia fulva, 459 nucleotides long. RefSeq lists its product as uncharacterized. The transcript has 2 exons. The record is from RefSeq and is a predicted model, not a curated record. The coding region runs from base 1 to 459 and encodes 152 amino acids. Lineage: Eukaryota; Fungi; Ascomycota; Dothideomycetes; Mycosphaerellales; Mycosphaerellaceae.
AUGGGCUUCUUCAAAGGCGGCAUUCUGCGCCUUACCUCAACCUUCCUCUACUUCGUGGCAUUCUGCUGCAGUAUGCUCAUCCUCGGCGCCACCAUCUGGUUCGUCGUCUCCUUCCGCGGCUCGACUCGAGACUUCGGCAUCAUCGGCAUAUCUGCCGCUUCCGCAGUCUACAGUUUCGUCGCAAUGCUCCUGACUUGCUGCCUCGCUGGAGUUUCAUUCUUCGCACUUAUGGCAAUCGUCUUUGACACUGUCUUCAUGGCUGUGAUGAUGGCCGUCGCGGUUCUGAACAGGGCUGGGCGGGUUGGGUGCCCGGAUAAUGCGAGUACCACUUGCAGAUUGUUUGUUGCGACGUUUGCGGUGGCGAUUAUUGGGGUGUUCGCAUACCUAAUCAACAUUGGUAUCUCGUUCAUCAUGAGGAGACGCGGGGAUGAUAGAAGGGUCAGGAAGACGGUCGUCUAA